This is a messenger RNA of Mycena indigotica, 846 nucleotides long. Its product is annotated as TBP-domain-containing protein. Gene Ontology annotation, biological process: DNA-templated transcription initiation. The transcript is spliced from 4 exons. NCBI's taxonomy places the organism in Eukaryota, Fungi, Basidiomycota, Agaricomycetes, Agaricales, Mycenaceae. Bases 13 to 846 code for a protein of 277 amino acids. The record is from RefSeq and is a predicted model, not a curated record. Gene Ontology annotation, molecular function: DNA binding; RNA polymerase II general transcription initiation factor activity.
CCAACCGUCACCAUGUCUUUUGCUCUGCCCACUCGCCAAGUCACUUUUGGUCGUUCGAACUACCAGCAGACGCAACAGAAUGGUUUCGCAUAUCAACCUCAGAAUGGCCUCGCCCUUCCUGGGCCUUCGCCACUCUCCAACUCAUACCAACCGUCGUCAGCGUCGUCGACACAGCCACAGGCUCCACCACCUCCCCCAACCGUUACCCCCACCGCCACCUCCAACGCUGUUGCUGGGCCCUCUACCCCGGUCCCGUCAACCCCCGCUCCCCUCACUCUAGAGCAACAGCAUAUCACCGCCGUGGAAGGUAUCGUCCCCACUCUUCAAAACAUUGUUGCCACCGUGAACCUCGACUGUCGCCUCGACCUUAAAACCAUCGCCCUUCACGCCCGUAAUGCCGAAUAUAAUCCCAAGCGUUUUGCCGCCGUCAUUAUGCGUAUUCGUGACCCCAAGACAACAGCCCUCAUCUUCGCGUCGGGAAAGAUGGUCGUCACUGGAGCGAAGUCGGAGGAUGAUUCGCGCCUUGCGUCCCGCAAAUACGCCCGCAUUGUCCAGAAGCUCGGUUUCGAUGCGAAGUUUUCGGAGUUCAAGAUCCAGAACAUUGUCGGCAGCUGUGAUGUUAAGUUCCCCAUUCGCUUGGAGGGACUCGCCUACAGCCACGGACAGUUCAGCAGUUAUGAGCCUGAGUUAUUCCCUGGUCUCAUCUACCGCAUGAUCAAGCCAAAAGUCGUGCUUCUCAUCUUCGUCUCGGGCAAGAUUGUUUUGACUGGUGCCAAGGUCCGUGAGGAGAUCUACACGGCCUUCAACACGAUUUACACUGUGCUUUGCGAAUUCCGCAAGCCAUAA